Molecule: messenger RNA, 1005 nt
Organism: Phoenix dactylifera (date palm)
Lineage: Eukaryota; Viridiplantae; Streptophyta; Magnoliopsida; Arecales; Arecaceae
Product: ubiquitin-conjugating enzyme E2 2-like
Source: RefSeq, a predicted model, not a curated record
AAUGAACCCUAAGAUUUCGGCCACUUCGCCCUUUCUUAUAUCUCGCCUCCUGCUCUCCUGGUCUCUCCCCUUCCUAUAAAUGGGGAGGAGACCCCUCUGAUCUCUCCCCUCUCGAGGCUUAGCAGUAGGAAAAGAGAGGGGGAGACCACGGAUUCGCUUAGCCGGAGGCCGACGCUAGGAGAAGCACUGGUCCGCGCCCCGGGGCGCUGAAACCCUAGGAAAGGAUCGGCGGCGGUGUUCGCCGCGGUGGAUUACAGGUGGUGAGGAUGUCGACCCCUGCAAGGAAGAGGCUGAUGAGGGAUUUUAAGCGAUUGCAACAGGACCCUCCUGCAGGAAUCAGUGGUGCUCCACAGGACAACAACAUCAUGCUCUGGAAUGCUGUCAUAUUUGGCCCUGAUGACACCCCUUGGGAUGGAGGUACGUUCAAACUGACACUUCAGUUUACAGAGGAUUAUCCUAAUAAACCACCAACUGUGCGCUUUGUUUCUCGAAUGUUUCAUCCAAACAUUUAUGCGGAUGGAAGCAUAUGCUUGGAUAUCCUACAGAAUCAGUGGAGUCCAAUAUAUGAUGUUGCUGCAAUACUUACAUCAAUCCAGUCAUUGCUCUGUGAUCCAAACCCCAAUUCCCCUGCAAAUUCAGAAGCUGCACGCUUGUUCAGUGAAAACAAGCGCGAGUACAACAGGAAAGUACGUGAGAUUGUGGAGCAGAGCUGGACAGCAGAUUGAUGGUGGAUCCCGCCCCCUCCAAUCAACUGAUGCUUGGUUGCUUUAUCCGAAAGUUGUGGGACACCAUCUGUAGUUAAAUGAUGCAGUAUAUAUAUUGUAUUCCAACUUCAUGCUUGCUGGUACCAUAUAGCUGCGUGGCUUUCAGACAUGGACAUUUUUAGCUCGUUUUCUGGAAUAUCUGCUAAGCUUUGUGAUAUGGACAUGGACAUUUUCACCGGACCUUUUGUUUCACACCUUUGUCGAUACCUAUUUCAUUCGAUGUGCUGGCUUGUCGGAUGAA